GACUCUGGAUAGGCGCGGAGUGUUUCUCGCUCACGGCGAGGGGCGACCCACCGAUUAACGGAUCCAGUCUUGAUCUUGAGUUGCUUCUUUACUUUCUCAUAGUCACCCAUGGCGUCUUUGGAUCGGAUUGGGAGCGGUGGCCAGUCAAAUCCGAUGAUGUAGGGUGUACCAUAGCCGAGGUUCUCUAUGGCGCCUCAACGUAUGGUCCUCGUACAGAUGCUGGGAUACUCCCAGCCCGACAAGGUGGGGGUAUGGGAUAG
Acaulospora colombiana is the source of this 260-nucleotide messenger RNA. Lineage: Eukaryota; Fungi; Glomeromycota; Glomeromycetes; Diversisporales; Acaulosporaceae. The record is from the annotation of a GenBank genome assembly.